Panicum virgatum (switchgrass) is the source of this 832-nucleotide messenger RNA. Its product is annotated as neo-calmodulin-like. The transcript is spliced from 3 exons. The record is from RefSeq and is a predicted model, not a curated record. The coding region runs from base 212 to 754 and encodes 180 amino acids. Lineage: Eukaryota; Viridiplantae; Streptophyta; Magnoliopsida; Poales; Poaceae. Gene Ontology annotation, molecular function: calcium ion binding; enzyme regulator activity.
GAAUAGAGGACAAGGAGGCACAAACUAGAUAGGGGAAUGCACCUUUACCGUUCCUGCGAUUCAGGCACACAAAUUAGUCUGCAUCCAUCGUGGCUUGUCGUGAAUUUGUGAUCGAGGGCACACAAGGCGUCGUCCAUCGAUCAUGUGUUUUUCUCCAACGGAAUUAGGAGAUCGAUCAGCAACCCAUUGAAUCGAUCGAGAGAAGAAGAGAAUGGACGAGGUGGAGCAGCAGCUGUCCAAGCAGCAGAUCGAGGAGUUCCGGGAGGCCUUCAGCCUCUUCGACAAAGAUGGCGACGGGACGAUCACGACCAAGGAGCUGGGCACGGUGAUGCGUUCGCUGGGGCAGAGCCCGACGGAGGAGGAGCUGCAGGAGAUGGUGAACGAGGUGGACGCCGACGGCAGCGGCGCCAUCGACUUCCAGGAGUUCCUGACCCUCCUGGCGCGCCAGAUGCGCGAGGCCAGCGGCGCCGACGAGGAAGAGCUCCGCGAGGCCUUCCGCGUCUUCGACCAGGACCAGAACGGCUUCAUCUCCCGCGACGAGCUCCGCCACGUCCUCCAGAACCUCGGCGAGCGCCUCUCCGACGAGGAGCUCGCCGAGAUGCUCCGCGAGGCCGACGUCGACGGCGACGGCCAGAUCAACUACACCGAGUUCGCGAAGGUCAUGCUGGCCAAGCGAAGGCACCAGGAGAUGGAAGGCCAUGGGAGUGACUCGGAUCACGCUAAGAGCACCUGCCCCUCCUGUACAAUCCUCUGAAACUCACUCUGCCACCCUCAUUUCUUGCUGACAGCUGAGUGAAAUGUAACAAAAUCCACUUUGUAAAUGGGAAAAAAA